Carassius carassius (crucian carp) is the source of this 1362-nucleotide messenger RNA. RefSeq lists its product as uncharacterized. The transcript is spliced from 8 exons. Lineage: Eukaryota; Metazoa; Chordata; Actinopteri; Cypriniformes; Cyprinidae. Bases 253 to 1362 code for a protein of 369 amino acids. The record is from RefSeq and is a predicted model, not a curated record.
ACUGUUUUCUCAAAUGACGAAUUUUCAGAUUCUUUGUCUUCCAUAUCUGAGAAGUCUGACAAAAGCAACAUUUCAAGUGCAUCGACUGUAAUCUUAGAUGAGGUCCCUAACAAGAGACAAAGAAAAGAGGACACAUCUGCACUGUCUGCAAAGCAGUUGGUCGAGGAUGUUCUUAAAUUGAAGUCUGGUGGUGAAGCAGUACUACAGGAGUAUCAAGAAACAGAAACCCUUACAGAUGCCACAAGAAGACAAAUGAUCAACAUUCUGGUGGCUCACAUGAUUGAUACACAUGGGCAACUCCCUACUAAAGCCAUCAGAGAACAGUAUGCUCUUGGCAUAGUGAUGCUGUUCCCUUCCCUCAGAGAUCCUUAUUCCAAGAAAGGCUAUGAACACUUUUAUGACGCUGCAAGCAACACAGGAUACAUUGCUUGGCGUAUGAAAACAGUCCACAGAAAGAUUAGACGAGGAUCUUUGCCACUAGACAGCCCUCAUGAUGUUUCUCCAGGAGGCCCAAAAUGCAAAAGGGCUACUAAUUUUGAAGGGCAACUUGAUGGGGAUGCUUGCAGAGAGGCCAUUUCUUUGCUCAGCCACACUACAGAGAAGUCCCUAAUAUUCCAAAAGAUGAGAGAGACCUUUCAGCAUCGGCAGAAGCUUGUUAAAGAUCCAGGCUCUAGUGUUGAUAUCCUCUUCACCUUCCCAAGAUUCCUAGAUACAAAAGGCCUGGUUGAUCAAGACUUCACUCUCCUGUUUGACACCGAGACAUCCUCCAGGCUGCUUCAGAAGUGGGACACGUUCUUCAGGCCAAAUGUCAUUAGAGAGGCCAAGCAACUUACUUCAACGGCAGAGCUGAGUCAGUUGUUGCUCUCAGCAGAAUGUCCUAAAGGAAGUGACCUUCAUGAAACAAUCUACGACCAUGAAAUGGCAUCCCUUCUUUUACUGAUACAUCUCCUUCCACCAUCACCAGGAGGACUGAAGUCUCCAAAAAUCAGUGCAUGUGAUGCUGCUGAAAGACUUGUAAUCUUUCAUAAGUCAUGCUGCAGUUUGGAGGAGCACCUCAACAACAUCCAGCAUCAGCAUCCGUACCUCCUUGCUGUUGGACGCCAGAAAAGCAAGAUUGAGGGCUUCUACAUCAUCUUGGAUAAGCAUCUCAUCCCAUGCCAGGCAAACCGCUCCCUUGGAGCAUUUGAUGAACUUUUCAAGGCACAUUUUGUGUUCAAUUUGUCCUAUGAUAGUGCACUUCUAAACUUUUACACAUUCCUGCAGACAACAGUGUAUAACAUUGAUGUAGGUCAAAUGAAGGAGUCUCCCAGGGUUAGAGAUUUGAGAGCCAGACUGCUCAACCAGACCGUAACCUUAACUUAA